This is a messenger RNA of Stegastes partitus (bicolor damselfish), 1954 nucleotides long. It is a transcript of the gene gnat2, whose product is annotated as guanine nucleotide binding protein (G protein), alpha transducing activity polypeptide 2. Gene Ontology annotation, biological process: adenylate cyclase-modulating G protein-coupled receptor signaling pathway; detection of chemical stimulus involved in sensory perception of bitter taste. NCBI's taxonomy places the organism in Eukaryota, Metazoa, Chordata, Actinopteri, Pomacentridae. The record is from RefSeq and is a predicted model, not a curated record. The transcript has 8 exons. Bases 1 to 1053 code for a protein of 350 amino acids. Gene Ontology annotation, molecular function: G protein-coupled receptor binding; G-protein beta/gamma-subunit complex binding; GTPase activity. Gene Ontology annotation, cellular component: photoreceptor outer segment; cytoplasm; heterotrimeric G-protein complex.
AUGGGUGCAGGAGCGAGCGCCGAGGACAAAAAGUCAAAGGAGUUGGAAAAACAACUCCAAGAGGAUGCUGAUAAGGAGUCUAAAACGGUCAAGCUAUUACUGCUUGGUGCUGGUGAGUCAGGGAAGAGCACCAUUGUAAAGCAAAUGAAGAUUCUGCAUCAAGGUGGUUACACGAAAGAGGAGCAAUUGGAGUUUAGAGCGAUCAUCUACGGCAACAUCCUGCAGUCUGCUCUGGCUAUCAUCAGAGGCAUGGAGAUGCUUGGCAUUGAUUUUGGCGCACCCUCUGCACAGGAGGAUGCACAGAAGCUGCAGAACUUGUCGGACUCCAUUGAAGAAGGCACGAUGCCCACUGAGCUGGCCGAUGUCAUCAAGAAGCUGUGGAAGGACUCUGGUGUGCAGGCCGGCUUCGAGAGAGCUGCUGAGUACCAGCUCAACGACUCUGCUGGAUACUACCUCGGAGAAAUGGACCGAAUCUGCAAGCCAGACUAUCUCCCCACUGAGCAGGAUGUGCUGCGAUCUCGAGUCAAAACAACUGGUAUCAUUGAAGAACAGUUCUCCUGCAAAGAGUUGCACUUCAGGAUGUUCGACGUGGGCGGCCAGAGGUCAGAGAGAAAGAAGUGGAUCCAUUGUUUCGAGGGUGUGACCUGCAUCAUCUUCUGCGGAGCCCUCAGCGCAUACGACAUGGUGCUGGUAGAGGACGACGAAGUGAACCGCAUGCACGAGUCCCUCCAUCUAUUCAACAGUAUCUGCAACCACAGAUUCUUUGCACUGACCUCCAUCGUGCUUUUCCUCAACAAGAAGGAUCUCUUCGAAGAGAAGAUCAAGAAAGUCCAUCUGAGUAUCUGCUUCCCAGAUUACGAUGGCCCCAACACGUACGAUGACGCCAGCAACUACAUCAAGACACAGUUCUUGGACCUGAACAUGAAGAAGGGUGUGAAAGAAAUCUACUCCCACUUGACCUGUGCCACAGACACAAAGAACGUCGAGAUUGUGUUCAACGCUGUGACAGACAUCAUCAUAAAAGAGAACCUUAAAGAUUGCGGUCUGUUCUAAGCAGCUCCGGAGUGAAAAGAGGUGAGCGGCACCACUUUGUUGAUACGGAGUAAUGGGGUCCAGAUGAGGCAGACCCCUGCCAAUUCAAUUUAACCCUCAUGCAGCAAAUCAUAUCUGGCCAUCCGGCGUUGCCAAGCAACAACAUCUGGCCAUAACAUGAGCGAACACAAACUGAGACGACACGGUUUGGACCCUUUGGGACUGCUGAGGAUGAGCGAGAUAAUGAGACACAUGAAGUAAUCCCUGCAGUGACCUGUGAUUAAAAUGGGCUCCUCCUAAAGAUGUCGCUCAUUUAGAAAUAGACUGCACACAGUAUCCACGCAUGCUGCAAAAUGUUUACCUUAAAGUCAAAUUUUAUGCAUAAUUUAAUGAUUAUUUCAACAUUUUUUAAACUUACUUCUCACUCUCUCCACUUUGCAGAAGUUCCUGUCCAACCUUAACCCCUCACAUACAUUGGCAUUAACUAAGAAGCGUACUGAUGGAGCACAGAGGAUCCUCAGAUUGCUGUGUUCAUGCCAUCGCUUUCAUGCCAAGUCCUGGUCCUUGACUGCUCCUCGCUCCUCACCACCUCCAACGGUACAUCCCUGCAACACAGUGCACAUCCAGCUGCGUUGAAACAACUCUCAAAGUCACCGUGUCGACAUUGUGGACAUACAGCUUUCUGCAGAAGUCUUCAGUUGUUGUUUUUUUUUUUUCUAAAACUUCAGUAUUUGUAUCACACCUACAGCUGCUGGUUUGAAGGUAUGAAGAUGAAAAUAGCUGCUCAUUCGAUCCUCAUCGCUUCCAUUUGACUACUGUGUCGUGAGUUAUAUUUACUAUUAAAAGCCAAGCUCUGUAAAAUUAAUAAAAACAAAAAAAAAUUGGGGAAAAUAUUAAUAUUUUGAAUAGCAACAUUGCAACC